UGCCUGUGCAUCAGUAGAGGAGCAGAGCGCGGUGGCGCACGCAGACAGAGACAGACAGUGUGGGGAACUUGCCACGAGAUCUGAGCGGACUUUUCUUUUUUUUCUACAAUACGAAUUCCCUCCCUUUCCUGUGGCAUUUUAAAGGACUCUCUAUCUUAUUACCCACUGAACGGGGCUCUGUCGUGUGUGCGCUGAAUGGGAGCGAGCGAAACCAGAAGGAGACCCGGAGAAAUCAGCGGGGAGGAGACAAAUCUGUACGCGGAGAGGAGAGCGUGACUCGCGGCUUGGCUGUGCGUCAUUGCGCGGUAUAGCGAUCCAGGGUCGGUUUGAAGUGUUUCCGAAGGUUUCGAGGGAAGAGGAAUAACUUACUAACUUUAGUUUGGUCCCGGAGAAGACUUCUGUGACAUUUUUAACUGAAUCCGAGUAAGGAUAUCGGAUCACAUUCUCCUCCACGCAUGUUGAAAGUGGAGAGAGGAAGGCUGGAUGCCUGCGGCUUUGCGAGUCCUCAAGGCGCAGCCAAGGAUUACACCCAGCCCGGGCAUCAUUUGACGGACUAAGGACGAAUAAUUACCCGUUUCUUCGUGCGCUUUUGGCGUCUUUGGAGAGGAUAUGGCACUGUCGGCGCUGGAGAGAGAAGCGCAGCCGGCACAUGCGAGAGCAAACAGGAGCUGAAUGACAGGAUGCCAGCGACCUGAGCCCGCACUCAGAUCACCACCAGCUUCACUCAAAGACACACUCACACUUUAUUUCUCGAAUUAAGAGGACAACGAAAUAAUAAUUGUCUUGAAACCUUUUGGAGGAGUUUGUUUUGAGAAUUGUUUUAUGUCCGUAAUUUUACUUUUUCUGGCGAUUAAACAAGGAUGCAUUGUGGAUUAGUCUUUAUCCUGUUCAUGGGAAUCCUCUUGGUGGUCAAGGCUUUCAAAAACGAUAAAUGUGGAGGCAACAUCAGAAUCUCAGCUGCCAGCUAUCUCACGUCGCCCGGAUACCCCAUGUCGUAUCCCCCCUCUCAGAGAUGCACAUGGGUGAUAUCGGCGCCUGGCCCUCACCAGCGGAUCCUCAUCAACUUCAAUCCACAUUUUGAUCUGGAGGACCGGGAGUGCAAAUAUGACUACGUGGAGGUGCGAGAUGGCGUGGAUGAGAGCGGUCAGCUGGUGGGGAAGUACUGCGGGAAGAUUGCCCCCUCCCCGGUCGUGUCUUCGGGAAACCAGCUCUUCAUCAAGUUUGUGUCCGACUACGAGACCCAUGGAGCAGGUUUCUCCAUCCGAUAUGAGAUCUUCAAGACAGGUCCUGAAUGCUCCAGGAACUUCACCUCCAACAGCGGUGUCAUAAAAUCUCCUGGUUUCCCAGAGAAGUACCCCAACAACCUGGACUGCACUUUCAUGAUCUUUGCCCCCAAGAUGUCUGAGAUCAUUUUGGAGUUUGAGAGCUUUGAGUUGGAGCCGGACCCAACACCACCUUCUGGCGUGUUCUGCCGAUAUGACAGACUGGAGAUUUGGGACGGUUUUCCUGGAGUCGGUCCAUAUGUCGGGAGGUACUGUGGGCAGAACACUCCUGGUCGGAUCAUCUCCUACACUGGCAUCCUGGCACUGACAAUCAACACCGACAGUGCCAUCGCGAAGGAGGGCUUCUCUGCAAACUUCACCGUCAUUGAAAGGACCGUUCCCGAGGACUUUGACUGCAGUGACCCAUUGGGAAUGGAAUCUGGAGAGAUAACAUCAGACCAAAUCAUCGCUUCAUCCCAGUACAACCCCAGCUGGUCCCCAGAGCGCUCCAGACUCAACUACUAUGAAAACGCAUGGACUCCGGCCGAAGACUCCAACAAGGAGUGGAUACAGGUGGACCUUGGGUUCUUGCGGUUUGUGUCGGCCGUCGGUAUGCAGGGCGCCAUUUCCCAGGAGACCCACAAGGUUUACUUCGUCAAGUCCUACAAGGUGGACGUGAGCUCCAACGGAGAGGACUGGAUCACUUUGAAGGAAGGUUCCAAACAAAAGGUUUUCCAAGGCAACACCAAUCCGACAGACGUUGCCAAGACGAUGCUGCCCAAACCCACGCUGACACGCUUCCUUCGGAUCCGUCCGGUUACCUGGGAAACAGGCAUUGCGCUGCGCUUCGAGGUGUAUGGAUGUAAGAUAUCAGAGUAUCCGUGCUCGGGCAUGCUGGGCAUGGUAUCGGGCUUGAUCACUGACAACCAGAUCACCGCGUCCUCGCACACAGACCGGAACUGGGUACCAGAGAAUGCCCGCCUGCUGACGAGCAGGACGGGGUGGACACUGCUGCCUCAGCCCCAGCCCUUCACCAGCGAAUGGCUGCAGGUGGAUCUUGGCGAGGAGAAGCUUGUGAAGGGGUUGAUCAUCCAGGGAGGGAAGUACCGCGAGAACAAAGUCUUCAUGAAGAAGUUUCGCCUCGGCUUCAGCAACAAUGGCUCUGACUGGAAGAUGGUGAUGGACACCAGUGGGAACAAGCCAAAGAUAUUUGAAGGUAAUAGCAAUUAUGACACUCCAGAGGUGAGGACAGUGGAAACCCUGCGGACACGAUUCAUCAGAAUAUACCCAGAGAGGUCCACUCCUGCUGGCAUGGGCUUGCGCCUUGAGCUCCUGGGCUGUGAGAUUGAAGCCCCGACGCCGACACCCACCACGCUGGUCCCGAGCACGACUCCAUCGGACGAGUGCGACGACGACCAGGCAAACUGCCACAGUGGCACAGGUGAUGACUACGACGUGACAGGUGGAACCACGAUGCCAGAGACCACUACACCUGAAGUGGAUACAAUUCCAGCUUUUCUGUGGUUUGCCUGUGACUUUGGCUGGGCCAGCGACCCGUCCUUCUGCAGCUGGACUUCAGAGGACACUGGCUCCCGUUGGCAGAUCCAGUCCAGUGGCACGCCUACCCUCAACACUGGACCCAACAUGGACCACACAGGUGAGAGCCCUGCAGGUGGAUCAGGGAAUUUCAUCUACACCUUGGCAACAGGUCUUCAGGAGACAGAGGUGGCUCGGCUCAUCAGCCCCGUGGUCGGCUCCCCGGACUCCGACCUAUGCGUGUCCUUUUGGUACCACAUGUUCGGCUCACACAUCGGCACACUGCACAUCAAGCAGCGUAAACAGACAGUUGACGGACCAGCCGACAUCCUGCUGUGGACCGUCAGUGGUCACCAAGGCAACCGCUGGAGGGAAGGUCGUGUCAUUGUGCCACGCACCAACAAACCGUAUCAGGUGGUGAUUGAAGGUCUGGUGGAGAGAAAGAGCUGGGGAGACAUCGCUGUGGACGACGUCAAGGUCCUCAAUGGUCUCAGCAUGGCAGACUGUAAAGAUCCUGACGUACCCACGGAGCCGAUGUUACCGGAGGACCGCAAUGAAAUCUUUGAAGACAUCACUGAAUACCCGGUGUUUGUGGAGACGAACCAGAUCAGUGGAGCAGGCAACAUGCUAAAGACACUCGACCCCAUCCUCAUCACCAUCAUCGCUAUGUCCGCCCUGGGGGUCUUCCUGGGCGCCAUAUGUGGCGUGGUGUUGUACUGCGCCUGCUCCCACGGCGGCAUGUCAGACAGGAACUUAUCAGCCCUGGAGAACUAUAACUUUGAACUCGUGGACGGCGUCAAGAUAAAAAAGGACAAACUCAACGUACAGAGCUCAUACUCGGAGGCUUGAGACGGGACUGAGUGCGUCAGUGUGACUGUGUGACGUGCAGAGCUCGCAGAGCGUGCACAGGACUGGCUGUAGGCGCAAACCUCCCGUGUAUCUGCGAGGAGGUAAGCUCAAAGGACUGCCAACGCCCUCAACUCGCUGGAUGAGGGACAGGUUCAGGAUCCAGUGGGGAGGCUUCGGACUGAUCCACACUUUUCUCAGGAGCUGCAGUAAAAAUAAAAAUAAAAAAGAACCUACCAGUAGGGGACACUGUGUACAAAUAAACUACAGGAAAAAAAAUAUGUACAGAUGAUUUAGAUAUUUUAAUUUUCUAUUUUGAUUUUCAUUCAUUUUUACAAUCGGAUGCUGGUGUUGAGACCAAUUUAAUAAUGAUGUUGAAAGUAUUUAUCAUUUUCUGGGGAAAGAAAUGUGUUGCUUUUUUUUCGUCAGUUCAUGAAGGCUGUUGUAUAUUUUCAACUUUUGAAAGAGACAAAAAUCAUAAAACGAAUCAUAUCCGGCAAAACUGUAGAUUUGCCCCAUGGUGUGACAUACAGGGUGAGUCCUGAAGCGUGUACUCUGUCCUAUUUGAACCUUAUCAAUCUAAAGUGAGGGUUCCAUUCAUGGCAAUGUAUGGUUCUAACAGUGCCUUUAGUACUUUUUUGUUGGUCUUCUCUGUUGACUUUUUCUUUUUUUAGCUGUAUAUGGCUUAAGUUAUGACGACAGGAAACAGGGACACAUUAUCUUAUAAAUAUCUGCAAAAACGGGAUAACAAUCUAUCACAGCGCUUUUUAUUUCCUUCUAUAGUUUUGUUGAUGUUGUUGUUGUUGUUUUCUGUCCAAAAACCACACACUGUAAAUAAGUUUUAAUAUAUUUUAUUGCCCUUUUUAAAGAAAGUAAAAAAGGAAAAAAAAGGCUGCAGUAUCCCCUUUUUUUUUCACGGGUUUUGUCUGCGUGUGUGUGUGUGUGUGUAAAUAUGAUCUUUGGACUGUUUGGCGGCGCAGACUUUUCUUUUAAUUUUAUUUAAUUUUUUUUCAGAUUAAGUUGCUCAAAGGAAAGAGAUUUGUGUGACGCUGAUGUUGCAGCUGCUUCAAUGUGCAUUCAAGCCAUCUGUCCUUGAAAAAGCCACUUCACAAUAAAGUCACAGGAGCUGGUCAAAUUCAAAAAUGUAAAAUUUUUCCAGUAUACCAAAAACAAAAACAAAAAAAAAAAACCCUCCAACAAUCAUUAUUCCUUUGCUUUAGCUCUGUUGCAGGCAGACACUGAAGGACAGACGAUGCAGCUUGAAUGCACUUUGUUGUUGUUUUUUUUGACUCCCUCGUGUCCGGAGCCUCUUCAAAGAUGGGCUUCGACAUAGAAACUGAAGAAUGGUGCUAUCAUUAACCUAAAGGCCGACACGCGGGGCUCACCAUGAACCCAGUUUGUAUCGUUCACAUGCUCUACUGUAGCUCACUGAGGUCCCAGUUUGUUUUUAUGUGUAGCAGCCAUAACAUUGUGAUGUCAGAGCUGAUGUCGUAAGGACGGGUUACUGGGGGGGUGGGGCGGGGGGUGUAGUGGUGGGUCACCUGGUUUUACCAAAGGAUGGUUGUUUUGUUCGCUCACCAACUGCUUAUCACUCUGCAAACUGCAAAGAACAAAAUCAACAAGAGGGGACUUGAUGUGUCUGUUUUUCUAUCUCUUUUCACACGUUAAAAAAAAAAAAAAAUGGGUGGGACAACGUCACCUUUUUACACUGCAAAGGGGAGGAACUCAUUGUGUGAGACUGACACUUUCAGGACACAAGGGCCAAUGGGACCUGGAACUUUCAAAACAAUCAAAAAACUUGUCUCUAACCUCCAUGUGUGUAUGUGUUGCCGCAGGUGAACACGUCCUCCGCUUGUCCAUUUCAGAUUCAGCCUCUCCACCUGUCCACCUGUCCGUCCCGUCCGUCUGUCCGUCUUCACCCUUGGCCAUAGAAGACUGUAGCUGCAGUGAUGUGUGCUAAACUAGAGAAAAGGGACACUGUAGAGUGGACUACGCAGAAACAAUGUUGCACUGAUAAAUAUAUUUAAGAGGUUUAUGUGUUUAUAGCAUUCAUUUUCCAAAAAAAAAAAAUACAACAGAAGAAAGUUAAAAAAAAAAAAUGUGUUCAUAUCUUUCUUUUUUUAUAUAUAUAUAUAUAUAUAUAUAAAUAGAGUUUCAGAUUAUGUGACAUAAUUCUGAAAUGUAAAGAUAUUGAGAUGUUUUCAUUAUUGAAAAAGGCAUCAUAGUAAUGUCCCUGUCCCCUUCAUUUACAUGGCACAUUAAUAACGCUUCGUUUUGUACUGUCAUUCAAAUUUUGGAAAAAAUACUUUUAUUUUCAAUACUGCUUCUGUAAUUUGCUGUUGUAGGAAAAAAAAAUGAAUAAACAGCAAGGCCUUAAAAAGGAAAGAGGAUAUUUGUUGUGAUCUAGAAUCAGAAACUCCAACAAUUGUUUUUGUUUUCUUUUGUUUUUUCUAUUUCCAGAUCAGAUCCACAUCACAGCCUCGCAGUAAAGGGAAUAAUCGGCAGCCCUUUGAUCAAAAGUCAGAGUAAUGUGAGGGCACGGUAAUUACAACCGACAACAAGAAUCUGUUGUCCCUUCUUUAUGUUGCAGGCAGCCAUCACUCUCCAAAUAUACAAAAUAAACAGCUUCUUGUUGUGAAGGA
Solea solea (common sole) is the source of this 6286-nucleotide messenger RNA. It is a transcript of the gene nrp1a, whose product is annotated as neuropilin 1a. Gene Ontology annotation, biological process: axon guidance; vascular endothelial growth factor signaling pathway; angiogenesis. The record is from RefSeq and is a predicted model, not a curated record. The transcript is spliced from 18 exons. The coding region runs from base 861 to 3647 and encodes 928 amino acids. Gene Ontology annotation, molecular function: vascular endothelial growth factor receptor activity; semaphorin receptor activity. Lineage: Eukaryota; Metazoa; Chordata; Actinopteri; Pleuronectiformes; Soleidae. Gene Ontology annotation, cellular component: membrane.